This is a messenger RNA of Cercocebus atys (sooty mangabey), 5129 nucleotides long. It is a transcript of the gene RPS6KL1, whose product is annotated as ribosomal protein S6 kinase-like 1. Gene Ontology annotation, biological process: protein phosphorylation. The coding region runs from base 462 to 2111 and encodes 549 amino acids. The transcript is spliced from 12 exons. Lineage: Eukaryota; Metazoa; Chordata; Mammalia; Primates; Cercopithecidae. Gene Ontology annotation, molecular function: protein kinase activity; ATP binding. The record is from RefSeq and is a predicted model, not a curated record.
AUGCCGGAAAGCCUCGGCGGCGGCGCGCUCUGGCGUGAAGGGCCGGUGGCGUCAGGGGGAGGCCUGGCCCGCGGACCGGGCUCCCAGCUCGGGCAGCCACGGCUCUCAUCCCUUUGGCCGCCUGGGUCACACACUGCUCAGGGAGAAGCUGCUGUCAGGUCCUUGGAGGCCACAUGGCCUUCUCAAAAGUAAAGCCGGGAGGACAGAGACCCUCCCUGGGGCUGGGUCACCCUGCCCUCUUCUAUCCCCAUCCAACGUGGCACCGAGUCUGCCAUUCAGUCAUUCCGUCUGCCAACAAGUCUUACAGGCCAGCUCUGUGCUUAGCUCUCUGCUGGCUCCAGGAGGGGUCCUCACUCGCUGAGCACACCGACCUCAGGACCAAGGGAACAAACACAGCAGGGGCAAUCCGUCCCGUCCACGGAGAAGUCUAAACCCCAAAGGGUCCCAGCUGCAGGGCAGCCAUGAGCCUGGUGGCCUGCGAGUGCCUGCCCAGCCCCGGCCUGGAGCCUGAGCCUUGCUCACGAGCACGGUCCCAGGCUCGCGUGUACCUGGAGCAGAUUCGCAACAGGGUGGCUCUGGGGGCGUCUGACGUGACAAAGCGUGACUAUCUGGUGGAUGCGGCCACGCAGAUCCGGCUGGCCCUGGAGCGCGACGUUGGUGAAGACUAUGAGGCGGCCUUCAACCACUAUCAGAAUGGCGUGGACAUGCUGCUCCGUGGCAUACACGUUGACCCCAACAAGGAGCGACGUGAGGCUGUGAAGCUGAAAAUUACCAAGUACCUGCGGCGGGCAGAGGAGAUCUUCAACUGCCACCUGCAGCGGCCGCUGGGCAGUGGAGCCAGCCCCAGCACGGGUUUCAGCAGCCUGAGGCUCCGGCCCAUCCGCACACUGAGCUCUGCUGUGGAGCAGCUGAGGGGCUGCAGGGUGGUCGGGGUCAUCGAGAAGGUGCAGCUGGUCCAGGACCCGGCAACAGGAGGGACCUUCGUGGUGAAGAGCCUACCCAGGUGCCACAUGGUGAGCCGGGAGCGGCUGACCAUCAUCCCACACGGAGUCCCCUACAUGACAAAGCUGCUUAGGUACUUCGUGAGCGAGGACUCCAUCUUCCUGCACCUGGAGCAUGUGCAAGGAGGCACUCUCUGGUCCCACCUGCUCUCCCAGGCGCACCCCCGACAUUCUGGGCUCAGCUCUGGCUCUACCCAGGAGAGGAUGAAGGCUCAGCUCAACCCCCACCUCAACCUCCUGACCCCAGCGAGGCUCCCCUCAGGCCACAUCCCUGACCAGGACAGAAUCGCCCUGGAGCCUCCUAGGACUUCUCCGAGCCUUCCCCUAGCCGGGGAGGCCCCAUCCACCAGACCCCAGAGGGAGGCUGAAGGUGAACCCACAGCCAGGACCAGCACCUCUGGCUCCUCGGACCUUCCAAAGGCCCCAGGUGGCCACCUGCACCGUCAAGCUAGGCGGGCUGGCCAGAAGUCAGACGCUGGGCCCCCUCAGGGACUCACUUGGGUUCCCGAGGGGGCCGGCCUGGUGCUAGGGGGCUGUGGCCGAGGCACGGAUCAGAGCUGCCUGUCAGCAGAUGGGGCCGGCCGGGGCUGUGGCAGGGCCACCUGGAGUGUGAGAGAGGAGCAGGUGAAGCAGUGGGCGGCGGAGAUGCUGGUGGCAUUGGAGGCACUGCAUGAGCAGGGGGUGCUGUGCCGGGACCUCCACCCCGGGAACCUGCUCCUGGACCAGGCAGGUCACAUCCGGCUCACAUAUUUUGGCCAGUGGUCAGAGGUGGAGCCCCAGUGCUGCGGGGAGGCCGUGGACAAUCUCUACAGCGCCCCAGAGGUGGGCGGGAUUUCUGAGCUGACAGAAGCCUGUGACUGGUGGAGCUUUGGGUCUCUACUGUAUGAACUGCUGACAGGAAUGGCACUGUCCCAGAGCCACCCUUCAGGAAUCCAGGCCCACACCCAGCUCCAGCUGCCCGAGUGGCUCAGUCGUCCGGCGGCCUCUCUGCUGACUGAGCUGCUGCAGUUCAAGCCUACCCGGCGCCUGGGCGUGGGAGAAGGUGGUGUCAGCAAACUCAAGUCCCAUCCCUUUUUCAGUACCAUCCAGUGGAGCAAACUGGUGGGGUAAGAGGGUAGAGCGGGUGACGGAAGCAGCUGGCCUGGUCUGGAUCGCCUCUCCUCCUUGCCUGACACCCAAGGCUGGCCCUCUAUCAGCGGGCUUCGGGCGAGGAAUGGAGGGCACUGCCUGUCCUACUGGGCUCCCACUGGGACCUCAGAAUUAUGGCCACCACCCAGGAAGGGUCAGCUCCUGGAAAAGCUGGAGGUGGGGGCAGUCAAGGCUUGCCCUGCUAAGCAGCUUGAACCUUCCACCCAUCAGUCAACAGACCCCUUGAGCAUGUGGACUCACCAUGUUAAAGGCUGCCUUCUGUGGCACUGGCGCUGAGCUCUUGACCACCUGCUGCACCCUACUGUGAGGUGCUGUGACUCACUCACUGCCAUGUUGUGCCCUACUCAGGACAUCUCUGGAGACACAUCUCAGGACACUGAUCCACUGGCUCAGUGGACCCAAACCAGACUGUCCUGGCUAGUCCUCUUAGUCACACAAUGAGUGGGCCUCUUCCACCAGAAGCUGUUACUGCAGCUGGGGAGGCUCAGAAGCAAGGAUGCCAUCUGUAGUGUGGGGAGGGAUGAGGUAGGGGACAGGAAGACCCCCCAUUCCUGACCAUGCCCCCUAUCUUGCGAUUUCAGACUCGGGAGAGCAAAAGGGAGGGGAAGAAAAUAAGAGGAAUGGGGGGAGGAAGGAAUGCACAGCUCUGCCCCUUAGAGCAAGUCUGAAACCAGAAUCAAAAGCCCUCUUCCCCAGUGGGGCCAGCUGUGUGGGGGGAGGGGGGCAGCCUGCCCCAGGGGUGCAAGAGGACAGCAAUUCAUUCAGCCUCCAGGCCAAAGCAGCUGAGACAAGGUGUGCCCAUCAGGAUCCCCUCUCAGGCUUUGGCUGUUUACCAUGUCACUGCCUACUGUGACUUCAUGUCCUUUUGGGAUAAGAAACCACAAAACGUAUGGAAUGACUAUCCAUGGCUCUUAGCCAGAAACGUCUUGCGUCUGGUCUCUGAAAAACUGGGGUGCGUGGUUGUCCCAAAGACAAUCGCCCCCAGUUUGGGGGCUCCUCUCAGGGUUCACCCUGUCACCGGGGUGUGGGACCUGGGAAACUUCCACUAGACUUUUGCCCCCAGCUCCUCCCCGCCAGCAUCCCAGUCACCACCAGGUGGCGCUUCCUACAUGGUCCACCUGUCUGGCUCUGAAGGCCCAAUUCUGUCAGGCCAGACUCCUGUCACUCAUGAUGGGGAGACCUGACUUCCUCGGGCUCUUCAGGAGACUGAGACAGAGAGGACAAGCGAAAGCGCAGCCUGUGUAUGACUCUCCGCGGUUCACAUCCUGCCUCUCCCUGGGGUUUACCUAGCCCCAAUAAAGCCUGCUCUAGUCUAUGGUGUUCUUGCUUCUUCCAUGCAAUGACCGCGGCUCACUGGGGCAGUUUGGAAGGCUCCCCCAUAGACGCUCCAGAGUGAAGUCAAGAGUGAGCUUGGGGGCUGCCAGGAAGUAGGAUGCAGGGCUGGUGGUGAGCAGCAUGCCACCUGUGCCCUGGGCCUCAGGGGAAGUGGUGAGGUCAGGAGGAGGACUAGGCUCUGUGGGGAAGAGGAUGAAGCAGCCUUGGAAGAGGCUCAUGGUGCCUGGGGGAAUGCCAGUUGCAUCCUCACAGUGACCCCUUGCAACAGAAGGCAGCUCCUGAGAAAACUGAAGCUCAAAGAGGUUAAGGACACCUAGCCAGAGUUGCAAGUUAGUGUUCCUUCUGCUACUCUCCCUAAGUCAGGCUGGACCACUUCCAACCACUGCUUCAUGAAACACAAGUCACUUCUGGAACUUCUGUGCUUCAUCCACCCAACGCUACAUGUCUGGUACCUUGUUGGGCCCUGAGUUUAGAAUACUGUGGGUCCCAGCUCUUACAGUCGACCUCCUUUCGAUAGAAUGGAGCAAGCAAUGCCUGUUUUGCAGGUUUACCAGACAAAUUAAAGCUUCUAACACCAAGUCCUGUUCUUCCUUUCAUUCAACCUAAUUUGUUUUUCUAUCUACUAGAGCUCUAGUUCUACCCUCUGGGACCCACUUCCCUCCCGUGAGACCUUCACAGAGGGAUGGCCUCACUGCAAGAGAGCUCAGCAGACAGGGACUGUGGAAAGGCAAGGCUGUGUUUAAGCCUGGAAUCUAUCACACCUGCCACCUGCAGUCUAGGUUAGCUACCAACCCUGUAUACUCACCCUCACUGACCACUGCUCCUAGGUGGUCAUCAACUCUCACCUGUUCAUGUGUAUUGACCUUGAGCAUCUUGGUACAUGAGGUAAUCAAAUCCAAACGAAAUGAGAUGCUCCCACCCCUCCCAAAUCCAUCACUGAAAUAAUGUAAGCCCCCACAAAAAAUGCAAGUCUACUGGUGUUUUGAAAGGGCUUCAUAAAGAUGGUGACCCCAAAUUCUCUAGAGUAUGGCCUGACGGGCUCAAGGAAGCUGGGGCACUAAGAGACUAUGAUGCUUUUGAAAACUUAAAAAAAAAUAAAAUCCUAAGCCCAACCAUCUGCAUGGACCCCUCCUCUCAGUCAAGGGCAUUCCAAAGUUAACCUGAAAAGCUAGUUCGGGCCAUGGUGGGAAGAAGGAGCCAGCCAUGCCUCAUGACACCCUAAAACAGGCUCCUUAAGUCUGAUGAGAAGCAUUUACAAUCUAUUUUCUCUGAAGCCUGCUGGCUGGAGGCUUCAUCUGCGUAAAACCUUGGUCUCCACAACUUACUGUAACCCAGACAUUACUUUCUAUUGAUUCCAGGUCUUUAGAUAGUAACUCUUUCAAUAAAUUGCCAAUCAGAAAAUCUUUGAUUCUGCCUAUGACAACACCCCUAGGUCUUGAGCUGUCCUCCCUCUACAGACCAAACCACUGUACAUCUUACAUGUAUUUGACUGGUGUCUUAUGUCUCACUAAAAUGUAUUAAAUGUGUAAAACUAAGUUGGAGCCAGACCACCUUGAACACAUGUUCUCAGGAUCUCCUAAAGGUGGUGUCACAGACCAUCAGUCACUCACAUUUGGCUCAGAAUAAAUCUCUUCAAAUAUUUUA